AGGGAAGUUUCCCCCGAGUUUCCCUCCCUUUUCAUAUAUAAGAACCCGAGCGCGUACCCCGCAAUCUGAAACUCGCAUAUAGAUGCUAUGCUGUCGUCGCCGCGGGUCCUAAAUUCCCUUCAAUUUCGGAAGCGAUCCAGAUAGGUUUCUGCCAGUUUUCCCGAGGAUGGUGUUCGCGAUGCGUUCCUGGUCGGCCAACACCGAUUCAUACACCGAGAGUGGAGCGAAGAAAUUAAUGCUGGAGCUGAAAUUGAAGGUGAAGUCUCGCCCCAGCGAGAAAAUCAAAAGGAGAGCCAUGAGAGUUCUAUCACUAUCGCACCUAGGUGUAGAUACUAGUUGCUUUGACGAUAAAGAAGGGAUGUUCACGCUCGUUGGCCAUAUGAAUCCAGUUGAGGUGGUGUUCGAACUCCGGAAGAUUUGCGUCAUAUACAUUGUAAGCGUGGCCAUUCUGACCGCACGAAAUGAUGCCUUCCCUACAACAGACAGAAUCACCGAGCUAAUACUCAUUGAGGACACCGACCUGAAAGCGAAGAGAUCUUCAGGGAUACGGAUAUGUGAAGAGCAACAAGAACAGUCGCAGAAGCAGCAAGAAGACCACUCACCACCAGGACAAGCCGAUUCUUACAUAUCUCAAGUAGAAGCAUCACCUCUUUCUCAACCUCGUCCUCCUCUGUCUCUCCCUCUUGCUUCCGAGGCUCGACCUUCAUCCUCCCGAGUCUCACAUCCAUCUCAAGGAACGUCAGAUCAGAUGCAAGCUGCUCCUGAUUGGGCGCCUGAACUUUCGUUCCCGUUUGCUCCAUUGUCUUCGCACACUUUUUGGACCAAGAGUCUUGCAGACAUGCCGGCACAGUCAAGCAUUUCUGGGGGAGCUUGCCUUUUCAAGGACAUGAAACUUAUGGAGGAGGAGGGACUGGGAGGGCAAGAUCAGCUUUAUGACUCUGCCGUCCACCACCUCAUUUCAGGCAUCAAUGGCAUUGGUGAGCUCAAGAGGCGUUACGACCUUCGUGCUGGAGAACAGGCCAACCGCCUCAAGGAGAUGGAAGACACCGCCAUCAUGCUGUGUAAGCAGGUGGAGGAGCUGGAGGCCAAGGUGUCGAUGGCCAACAUGUCGGAGCAUCGUCUGAUGGAUAUGCUCAGGAUAAGUGAGGAUAGGCAUGCUAGGACAAAGAAGGAAUUGGCUCUUAUGCGAGAGAAAAUGGACGAGGCGGAUUGCCGGAUUGAGUACUUAGAAGCUGCGGUUUCCAGAUACCAGAACAGGAUUGCUGUAGCCGAAGUAGAGAAUGAGAAAGCAGAAGAGAGGGCGUGCGGGGCUAGUGUCGGGGGAGAAACCAUGAGCACACCUCGUCCGAGCCCUGUGCCUCCAAGGAGUACCUUCCUGAGUUUUGUUCCUUCUCCCAGUCCUCGUCUCACGGACUCGGAGGUGUGCAAGGAAAGCGCUCUUUUUCCUGAACUCACUUAUUAUUAGGACCGACGUCGAAUAAUAAGAGGAUUUAAACUAUUUUCCUAAAUACUCGUCCCGUAGUUUAUAAAUUAUAUUAGGUUUCGGGAGGAUUAGGUUUAUUCUCGUUCAUCAGUGUCCUUCCCUGUUUUGUCUGUAAAUAUUUCCCCUUCUAUUGUAUUUACCUUGAUAUUAAUAAUUCACCAGCGAUUACUGAUUAUAACA
This is a messenger RNA of Syzygium oleosum, 1663 nucleotides long. RefSeq lists its product as uncharacterized. The coding region runs from base 167 to 1465 and encodes 432 amino acids. The transcript has 5 exons. NCBI's taxonomy places the organism in Eukaryota, Viridiplantae, Streptophyta, Magnoliopsida, Myrtales, Myrtaceae. The record is from RefSeq and is a predicted model, not a curated record.